Messenger RNA from Phycomyces blakesleeanus NRRL 1555(-), 2344 nucleotides. RefSeq lists its product as hypothetical. The record is from RefSeq and is a predicted model, not a curated record. The transcript is spliced from 4 exons. Gene Ontology annotation, molecular function: ATP-dependent diacylglycerol kinase activity. NCBI's taxonomy places the organism in Eukaryota, Fungi, Mucoromycota, Mucoromycetes, Mucorales, Phycomycetaceae. Bases 70 to 1959 code for a protein of 629 amino acids.
UGAGAAAAUCUUACAUAUAUAUCUAUAUAUCUAUAUAGAUAUAUUAUAUAUUAUAUAAAAAAUAAUCAAAUGUCUCCUUUCACAAUGAACCUACCAGGAAGGUUUCCUGUUGCCCCAGACAAUAAACUGCCUAUAGUCGGUCACGAACAGGCCUUUCACCCUCUAUCAAAAGUAGACACUAUUGGCCUUCAUUCCAACGACUCACAAAACAGUAUCUCAGUAAACUCAGCCCCAAAGCGAAAGAGUAACAGCAGUGAAGCUUCAACCUUAUUCAAUUCUUCUGGUCCACCAGACCAAACACACAUAUCUUCACCACAAGUAGUCUCUUCAUCCAAAACGACUACCACCACAAGAACAACAGCAUCAGUCCCCACUACCGGACUGAUGAAUACGCCACCAAACAACAUGUCCUUGGACGAUCCUUUACUACCACCUCCUAGAUUCCCAAUCGACCAUCUGAAUCGUAUCGACACAACCGUUCGACUCCAGGACCUCGAAGAAGCCAGCCGGCCCAGCGUCUAUCUUUUCAUCUUUGUCAACCCAUUAUCCGGCGACCGUAAAGGCAGAGAUCUUAUCAACCUAUCGAUUCAGAACUUUCGUCUCCGGCGGUUCCCCAAUGUCCAGGUCGAGAUGCACAACAUCCUUGACGAAACAGACCGCGAGCUUGGAUUUGAUCGCAUCCGUAUCAUCGAAGGUGCAGUCAAGCGCGGAGACGUUCCAGCCAUCAGAGACGAAGCACCAGGAUCUCCCUUUGGGCGGUUGGGAAAAACCGUCCGCACACGCCACAUUCAUGUCUGGAGUGCAGGUGGUGAUGGCACUGUAAUGAGUGUUUUUGAAAUGUUGGUAGCACACAAAAUCGACCUUGACUAUGUAUACUUCUCCUGUAUUCCUUUUGGUACUGGAAAUGACUUUAGUCAAGUGCUUGGGUGGGGAAGAACAAUCACGCACAGCAACAUUUUGGGCCGAAGACUCAGCAAUCUUGAAGAACUCGUGUCUGAGCGCCUAGAAAAAGCAGAGGCUGCUCGUCUGGAUAUCUGGGAAAUCGACAUGACAGCGCACCCGACCGGCUUUGUGCGUGUGGCCGGUCCAAACCGUAACGACGGCCACGAUGUCCAGGAAGUCAAGGGCCCACAACGAAAAGGCCCUCAGCGCCUGGUCCGCAAGAUGUGCAACUACAUGUCGAUCGGUGUCCAGGGCUACGUGGGCAGUGGGUUCGAGAAACACCGAAGUGGAAGUCGGCUUGCCAACAUGCUUGUCUACACACACGAAAGUGCCAAAUGGGUCUUCUGGAGACAUUUCCCGCUCGUCACCCGAUUUAUUGAUCGUAUGACUUCAAAUGGCCAAGUUACAUUGGUCUGUCCUGAGCCAAACAGCUCAACCACCAAGAGGCCAGUGCUUGAUGACGAUUUGACCGGAGAAGGAUUUACCGACAGCCUGUUACCCGAAAUGACACUUCAUCCGAUUGACUUUGUAAUUCAGAAUAUUCCUCACAUAUGGGGUCGUGAAAUUGACUUGUGGGGAGAUGCCCUGUGCGGUCUUGAAUCAGUAAAGAACAGAGACGGGCCUACAGACCCAAAGACCUGGUCACAGCAACUGGCCAACGACGGCAAGAUGGAGGUGAUGGUAAUCGAGAGCAUGUACAGCUAUGUCAAGAAACUGGCCAACAUUCGAAAGCACGUUUCACGAAUCGGCCAAUUUGAAAACCCAUUCACAAUUCAUUUCCGACCACCAAACACCAUCCGCGAGAGCUGGUGGAAGCGCUUGCAUCUCAACCAGUACGAACGAGAAAACAUGGUGUGUAUCAUGUGCGAUGGCGAAUUCUAUGUCAUCAAAGACCCAAAGGAAAUUACCUUUAGACGAUGUGCCCAGAUCUGGACCUUGGGCAGAAGUGAUAGUAAACAAACCGGUCGUCUUGUACUCGACGAAAUUGCCAGCCAAAGACUUAGCCAAGCCUUUUAAAAAAAAAAUUCUUAUUAAUUAUUAUCAUUAUCACUAUCAUUUGUCAUUGGCAUUAAUCUAUCAUCACUAUUACAUCUCUACUUACUACAAACUACAAAUUAAUUCUACCUAUUAUCUAUUAUCUAUUAUUAUUUGCCUACCUACCUACCUACUUACUUACUUAUUUAGCAUCUUUUAUAUCUAUAUCUAUCUAUCUAUCUAUCUAUCUAUAUCCUUCUUACUUAUACUGCCAUAUACUCAUGUAUUUUAAUGCAAUGUGUAUCUUACAAUCUACCCUUUUUUUGUUUUUGUUUUUCUUUUAUUGCACAAAUCAAACCUGCUUUCACAUUAAUACUACAUUCAUUAAUCAAUUAAUCAAUUAAUAAAUAAAUAAAUAAAUAAGAAU